Molecule: messenger RNA, 2615 nt
Organism: Cynara cardunculus var. scolymus (artichoke)
Lineage: Eukaryota; Viridiplantae; Streptophyta; Magnoliopsida; Asterales; Asteraceae
Product: monosaccharide-sensing protein 2-like
Exons: 6
Coding region: 116-2314 (732 amino acids)
Biological process (GO): transmembrane transport
Cellular component (GO): membrane
Molecular function (GO): myo-inositol:proton symporter activity
Source: RefSeq, a predicted model, not a curated record
UAACUUUUGGCAGAGAGCAUUCUCUGUAAGAUUCCAUCCAAAAUUGUUGGACAAGUCUCUCUGCUUUCAGUUGUAGGUUUCUGAAUUAAAAGAGGUUUGAGGGUUGUUUGAAAAGAUGAAUGGGGCUGCAUUGGUUGCCAUUAUUGCCACAAUUGGCAAUCUUUUACAAGGUUGGGAUAAUGCUACAAUUGCAGGAGCGGUCGUUUACAUAAAGAAGGAGUUGGAUCUUGGAAGCACCAUCGAAGGUCUCGUCGUUGCCAUGUCACUAAUUGGAGCAACGCUUAUCACAACUUGCUCCGGACCCUUAUCUGAUUCAGUUGGCCGACGGCCGAUGCUAAUACUCUCAUCGGUCUUUUACUUUGCUAGCGGCUUAAUAAUGCUAUGGUCGCCUAAUGUAUAUGUUCUUCUUCUAGCAAGAUUAAUAGAUGGAUUCGGAGUCGGUUUGGCCGUCACUUUGACACCCAUUUAUAUAUCUGAAACCGCUCCUUCGGAAAUAAGAGGAUUGUUGAAUACUCUCCCACAAUUCACGGGCUCGGGCGGAAUGUUUUUCGCAUAUUGCAUGGUCUUUGGAUUGUCGUUAAUGGCUUCCACGAGUUGGAGGUUGAUGUUGGGAGUUCUUUCGAUUCCUUCGCUCGUUUAUUUCGCUUUAACGGUAUUAUAUUUACCCGAAUCUCCUCGGUGGCUCGUGAGCAAAGGAAAAAUGGUGGAGGCAAAACGAGUCUUGCAAAGACUCCGUGGUAGAGAAGAUGUCUCGGGAGAAAUGGCUUUGCUAGUCGAAGGUUUGACGGUUGGGGGCGAAACGUCAAUCGAAGAGUACAUGAUCGGUUUGGAUAACGAUGGCACCGAAGAUCAAGAUCCGAUGGCUCGUAAGGAUGAGAUCAAGUUAUACGGACCCGAAGGGGGUCUUUCAUGGAUCGCCAAACCGGUCACCGGUCAAAGCGCUCUCGGUCUCAUUUCCCGCCAUGGAAGUAUGGUCAACUCGAGCAUUCCGUUAAUGGACCCGCUUGUUACUCUCUUUGGUAGCGUUCAUGAAAAGCAGCCCGAAUCUGGAAGUAUGAGAAGCAUGCUUUUUCCGAAUUUUGGAAGUAUGUUUAGCGCAGCCGGGCCGCCGGUGAAAGACGAUCAAUGGGAUGAGGAGAGUUUGCAGAACGAUGGUGACGGUUAUGGAACAGACGGUGGAGAUUUAUCGGAUGACAAUUUGCAUAGCCCGUUGAUUUCGAGGCAAACGACGAGCGUGGUGGCUCCACAUGGCGGCAGUAGUCUUAUGCAAGGGAAUGCCGGAGAGACUAGCGGCGGCGGCAUGGGGAUAGGCGGAGGGUGGCAGUUGGCGUGGAAGUGGUCGGAAAGAGAAGGGGAGGACGGGAAGAAAGAAGGAGGGUUUAAGAGGAUAUAUUUGCAUCGAGAAGGGUCGGGUCCUGGCGGCUCGCGCCGUGGGUCGAUUGUUUCGAUUCUGGGUAGCUGUGGCGGCAAUGUUUCAAUCGAAGGAGAGUAUGUUCAAGCUUCUGCUUUAGUGAGCCAGCCUGCUCUGUAUUCAAAGGAGCUCAUGAGCCAAUGUCCGGUCGGACCAGCGAUGGUCCACCCGUCGGAAACCGUCUCGAAAACACCAAUGUUGUCAGCGCUUGGUGAUCCGGGAGUUUCUCGUGCGUUGUUGGUCGGGGUUGCAAUCCAAAUGCUUCAACAGUUUUCGGGAAUCAACGGGGUUAUGUACUACACGCCUCAGAUUCUCGAGCAGGCGGGCGUUAGCGUACUUCUAUCGAGCCUUGGCCUUGGUUCCAAUUCCGCUUCUUUUCUUAUUAGCGCCUUUACAACGCUUUUGAUGCUUCCGUGUAUCGCUAUUGCCAUGAGGUUUAUGGAUAUUAGCGGUCGAAGGACUCUGUUGCUUACUACGAUUCCCGUACUAAUUGCAUCUCUCGUGAUCCUCGUCCUCAGCAACAUCGUCAACUUGGGGUCCAUCAUCCAUGCAGUGAUCUCGACGGUAUGUGUGGUCGUCUACUUCUGCUGCUUCGUGAUGGCCUACGGCCCGAUCCCAAACAUUUUGUGCUCCGAAAUCUUCCCAACACGAGUCCGUGGAGUCUGCAUUGCCAUAUGUGCGCUGGUCUUUUGGAUAUGCGACAUCAUCGUGACAUAUACGUUGCCCGUGAUGCUCUCUUCAAUCGGCUUGGCCGGCGUCUUCAGUAUUUACGCGAUUGUGUGCACCGUUUCGUGGGUUUUUGUGUUCUUGAAGGUUCCGGAAACGAAAGGAAUGCCGUUGGAAGUGAUCACGGAGUUUUUUGCCGUCGGAGCAAGACAAACUGUUGCAGCAAAGAACGAGUAACCGAGCCAAACGAACGCGGAACAUCCCACUUGAAAGUAGUGUCCGGGUGCAUGUUUGUAUGUAGUGUGUAUUUGAGUGGAACCGAGCCCGAUCGAGCUUUCUACGCUCGUGGGCUCGAGUUGUGAGAGAGUUGGGUUCAGUUCGUAGCUUGCGAACUCUUCAAAGGAUUGAGAUCGAGUUGGUUAAGGCUCGAGCCUUGGUUCGGGUUGUGUAGACUCGAUUACUAUGGACUUGUAUAGACGUAUAUUAUACGUUUGCUGGUUAUAUGCGAGCGGGCUUAAUAAAAGAUAAAUAACGCUUA